CGGCCGCCAGCCGCCGAGCAUCGUCGGAGGUCCCGUGGGUCUGCGUCUUGCUUCAACAGUGUUUGGACGGAGCAGCCCCGGGGACUCCCUUUGCUUCCAGCCGCUUCCCAGCCUCUGCAGCCGCCGCAGCCUUUGGGACCGUCUCCUCGCCGCCCUCGGCGCCCAGGACCAGUCAGCACCGUCACUUUGCGGCUCGCUCCCCACAGCGCAUCAGCCAUGGCCUCCCAGAUCCGUCAGAACUACUCCACCGAAGUGGAAGCCGCCGUGAACCGCCUGGUCAACCUGCACCUGCGGGCUUCCUACACCUACCUCUCUCUGGGCUACUAUUUUGACCGGGAUGACGUGGCGCUGGAGGGCGUGGGCCACUUCUUCCGCGAAUUGGCCGAGGAGAAGCGCGAGGGUGCCGAGCGUCUCCUCAAGUUUCAGAACGACCGCGGGGGCCGCGCACUCUUCCAGGAUGUGCAGAAACCAUCUCAAGAUGAGUGGGGUAAGACCCAGGAAGCCAUGGAAGCUGCCUUGGCCCUGGAGAAGAACCUGAACCAGGCUCUCUUGGAUCUUCAUUCCCUGGGUUCUGGUCACACGGAUCCUCAUCUCUGUGACUUCCUGGAAAGCCACUUCCUGGAUAAGGAGGUGAAGCUCCUCAAGAAGAUGGGCAACCACCUGACCAACAUCCGUAGGGUGGCGGCCCAGCCAGCGCAGACUGGCGCACCCCAGCCGGCUCUGGGCGAGUAUCUCUUUGAGCGCCUCACUCUCAAGCAUGAUUAGGAGGCCUCGCCUUCCGAGGGGCUCCCUCCGCUCUGCACCAGCCAGCCUCAGGACCUUCACCCGAACCUCUCAAGCCACUAGGCAGCUUUGUAACCGCCCUGGAGCCCCUCCCAGGUCUUGGACCAAGUGAAAAUAAAGCUUUUUGAAACAGCA
Molecule: messenger RNA, 918 nt
Organism: Mesocricetus auratus (golden hamster)
Lineage: Eukaryota; Metazoa; Chordata; Mammalia; Rodentia; Cricetidae
Gene: Ftl
Product: ferritin light chain
Exons: 4
Coding region: 217-765 (182 amino acids)
Biological process (GO): intracellular iron ion homeostasis; iron ion transport
Cellular component (GO): cytoplasm
Molecular function (GO): ferric iron binding; ferrous iron binding
Source: RefSeq, a predicted model, not a curated record